UUCUCUAUGGAGAUGAUGGAGAUAGUAUAGCUAGCUGAGCGAGAGAGAAAACGACCACCGGGCGACGAUGGAGGGGAGGCGACCUGCAUUACCGACGCAAGGUGUCGCAGUGACGUGGGAAAUGUCAGAAUCACGCAGAAAAUUGUGGGUUUUUCCGUGAAAAUCAGAGAAAAACAAUGGAUUGUGGCUCCAAUCCACUCUGUGAAAGGAUCAUCGGCGAGAUUGACCAGGUCUUCAGCCGAGAUCCCAAUCUGGCGACGUUCGAGGUGAUUCCGAUGCCUUCCAAUCAAAACAAAUCCCCGGUCAUCCAUGUGGAGCACAAUCUGGGCCUGGAGUCGUGGUGCGUGAAGCACGUCUAUGACCACUGCCAUCGAGUGCUCCUGGACAGUCGACUGGUCGUGCACAAGCACAGCAGCAAGGAAAAGAGUUGUGAGAAGAGUGUGAAGUACCUCAAUGUGGCCAUCCUUAUCAAUCCGGACGUGGCUGUGUUCUGGAACAUGCGACGGAACCUCGUGAGGCAGUGCAAACUGAAGACGGACGCGGAAUUUCACUUUUCAGCCCUUGUGCUCUCCAAGAAGCCCAAAUCCAGCGAGGCUUUCGCCUACCGGAGGUGGCUGUACUCCUUCGAGAGUAGAGAAUCGAUUGACUUGGCGUUCGAGAUUAGCCUCUGUGAGCGCUGUGCGGAUAGAAACUCGAGCAACUACCAUGCAUGGAGUCACAGGCUCUGGGUGCUGGACCAGGAGCCGCGCUUCCUGCACUUCGAGAUCUACCUGACAGAGAAGUUCAUCCGGCGCCACAUCAGCGACUACAGCGCGUACCACCAUCGCGUGGUGGUGCUGCGAAAGCUGCUUCAGGUGGGCGAGAUGGAGAGCGAGGAGAACAGCGACUACGCGUCCCUCUGCGACCUGAUCGACUGCCUCCUAGGCGCAGGUGUAGCCGUGGGCAAGACACCCAGCGAGCUGCUGAUCGUGCUGCUGCCCAACGCGCCAGCCACCACGUGCCUCGCCUGGAGUGCCAACAAGCAGUUCAAGUCCCUUCUGCACUGCCUCAACCUGGCCGCAUAUGAUUUGCAGCUGACUGAGGAGCUGCGGGAGACUUUUGGCGAGAGGGAGGCCUUCGAGCUGCACCGGCGAUCAGUUGUGCAGUUCAUCGUGGAGUCCUGUCGGCUGUUCGAUGGCUCCUUCGCCACUGGACACGACGGGAUGGCGAGCAGCGUGAACAAUUGCCACUCGCCGCCGGCCAGCAAGGCGUCCCGGCGAGAAAAUCGGUUCCUCGACACCCUCCGGCGCAAAGAGGCCCAGCGAAGCGAGGCCACGCGGAAGUGGUGUCAAUUAUUCUUAGACUUCCCCUGUGAUGGUUGACAGAACGCGCGAAUGUCGUAGAUGCACUCUUGCAAUUUCUUAAUUUAUAACUCAAACUAGGCGAUUUUAUUCCUUCUCUUGUUUUCUAUGAUAUAGUUCUUUUAAGAGUACAAAAGAAAAAAAAAGUGUGUACGGCGUCUCGAAAGACCCACUUUAGGCGUUUCAGAUGUGAGAUAUACGACUAUGUUAAGCAAAUGACAACAAUACUCAGCUCUAAUAUGCAGAAUUCUAAAGAAUUGAACAUAGAGAAAUAUUUACUAAUGUUACCAAUUUUAUCGUAGAGUUUUUUCACACAAAAUAUCGCAAAGAAUCAACAGAGGUGGCCUAAUAUUUGAGCAAAAGAUAACCACUGAGAUUAGCAUGUUUUCCUCUUUAAAUCUCAUGCCGAAGAGGGUAUUUAUAGAGCUUGUCUGUGCGAGGAGAAUUGUAAUGAAAUUUUCCGCUGGGAAAAUCAAUUCAGCUAAUUGAAAAAUAUUUAAUUGAAAGAUGUUGAGCAACACUUUGACAUGCAUUUCGAUUCACUAAAAGCCCACUCGUGACUUCGAUAGGCAGUCAAUUUUGAUGAGAACGCACUGUGAGAUGUGCUGAUAAGAAUGUGUUUUUGAGACAAUUCCUUUGGUGAAGUUUUGGGAAGCCGCGACAGUAUUGAAAAUCGGAUCAGACACAUUUCAUUGUGCGCAUUUUUUGGGUGAUUUUGUGACAACACCUCUGAAGAUUCGAUUUUUCCAUAAUUUCUCAGUGAAAAAAAGUAUAUAUAAAAGUUCUCUCAAUAUCUCACAAUUGCAUUUACAUGAUGUCUAAUAGCUUUUAACAAAAAGUAGAUAAUUUAAUUUGUAAUCUUCUUCCACACACGGAACAAUACUAAAGAGAGUAAAUAAUCAAAAGAUCACAAUAUUUGUGCCAAAAAAGCAGCAACAAGAUCAUAGCUAGAGUGUUAAUUUAUCAUUUAGUGAUUCGAUGAGUGAUGAAUUAAUGAUAGUAAUGCCGAUAAGUGGAGAUGAAGUGUGAGAGAAAGAAUAAAAGUUAAUUAUGUUAAUUUA
Phlebotomus argentipes is the source of this 2401-nucleotide messenger RNA. It is a transcript of the gene temp, whose product is annotated as protein prenyltransferase alpha subunit repeat-containing protein 1. Gene Ontology annotation, biological process: protein prenylation. Bases 177 to 1361 code for a protein of 394 amino acids. Gene Ontology annotation, cellular component: cytoplasm. NCBI's taxonomy places the organism in Eukaryota, Metazoa, Arthropoda, Insecta, Diptera, Psychodidae. Gene Ontology annotation, molecular function: protein prenyltransferase activity. The record is from RefSeq and is a predicted model, not a curated record. The transcript is spliced from 3 exons.